Messenger RNA from Dunckerocampus dactyliophorus (ringed pipefish), 1357 nucleotides. Its product is annotated as cytokine receptor common subunit gamma-like. Lineage: Eukaryota; Metazoa; Chordata; Actinopteri; Syngnathiformes; Syngnathidae. Gene Ontology annotation, molecular function: cytokine receptor activity; protein binding. The record is from RefSeq and is a predicted model, not a curated record. The coding region runs from base 66 to 1103 and encodes 345 amino acids. The transcript has 8 exons. Gene Ontology annotation, cellular component: external side of plasma membrane. Gene Ontology annotation, biological process: cytokine-mediated signaling pathway.
CCCCAGAUCAGACCUGUGACACAUUUAGAUGUAGACGUCAACCUGCAUUGAAACUAAAAGCGUCCAUGUUCUUCUGCUCCGCGAUGCUGAACAAAUUUCUUUUACUUCUCUGUCUGGCAGGACCUAUUGUUGCCCAAGAACCUCCAGAUGUCGACUGCAUUGUGUUGCAUCUGGAGACUGUUCGCUGUUCCUGGAAUGCGACGGUCAAUUACACCUUCAGUAGCUGGUUCUAUGGUGAAAAUGUCAGAGUGUGUGAGCACCACCUGACACAGAGAGAGAACAACAUAAACAAUGGCUGCAUUCAGCCAUACGAAAACAGGUUCUUGACAUUUUACACACAACUGGGUCAUGGCAACAGUACUUCUGUGAAGGAGCACAAUCUUAUAAACAAAGUUAAGUUAAAUCCACCGACCAACCUGACAGUUCAGAAUGGAUCCGACUCAAAUCUGUGGUUUUACUGGAAUCAGACUUCUCCACACUGUGUGGAAAAUGAGGUUCGCUACAGAAUCAAUUACAAGAAGUGGAACACUUACUUGGUCAUUCCUGGGAAGCAAAGUUACUGCAUCAACUUACCCUCCAGCCGUUCCCAGUAUGAGCUUCAAGUGAGGAGCAAAAUGGAAAAAACUUGUGGGAAGUCUGACUUCUGGAGCGAUUGGAGCGAGUCUGUGGUGUGGGGAUCCAACAAAGGCACUGAAGCCGAUCAAGCACAGAGCUCCAUGUUUGUGUGGAUAAUUGUGUACGUUUUGCCUCCAGUCACACUUGCCCUAAUGGUCAUACUUUUGCUGAAAUACGAGUGGUUUAGAAUCCGCUUCAUUCAUGUGGUACCCAAGCCAUUCCUGAUCCUGCAAGACAUUGAGACUUGGCUUCAAAUCUCCAAAGGCUUUAAAGAAGGUUUAAAGACCAACUACCAUGAACACGCCUGCCCUGUUCGCGAAUACUGCCAAGACUCCGAGUUUGACAGCCAGAGCUCCGAUGGUUCCACCUCCUCCUUCAACACUGAACAAACUGACUACUCCCUCUCCCUCCCUGGUGACACCUCCCACUCCUGUUCCAGCACCACUGUCCCCACCGCCUCCACUGAGGAGUUUCUGAUUUCUGAUUAGAAGGAAUAUUAAAGUCUUGAGUUGAGUUUCCCGUACGUUCUUGAGGGUUACAGUACUAGGUUAGGGUUCCAUGGCGGUCUAUCCUGGAAGUGCGUCAGCAGUUUCUAAGCAAAAAAUGUAACGGUCAGACCAGGAAAUUAAGGAAGUAAAACCACUGCUUCCCUGUGCUUGCUUCUCACUUCAUUUACUUCUCCUGCAUAUAUCACUUUACUUUUUUUAAUAAACUCACAACUCAAGUCACAAAAUGCUCCAAA